This is a messenger RNA of Neltuma alba, 690 nucleotides long. RefSeq names its product UPF0481 protein At3g47200-like. Bases 1 to 690 code for a protein of 229 amino acids. The record is from RefSeq and is a predicted model, not a curated record. NCBI's taxonomy places the organism in Eukaryota, Viridiplantae, Streptophyta, Magnoliopsida, Fabales, Fabaceae. The transcript has a single exon.
AUGAACCCACUCACCCCCACAAUCAUUCCCAAACCAAUCAAAUCAAGCAAACACAAAGAAGACGACGAAAUCAUCAUUCCCUCUGCAAGAGAGCUUCAAGAAGCUGGCAUCACCUUCAAGCCAAGCAGAAUCCACAGCCUCAAAGAUGUCUCCUUCAAUGGCGGAAUCCUCAGAAUCCCUUCAAUAAUACUCGAUGACUGCACAGAGACAACCUUGUUGAACCUCAUAGCAUUCGAACGCGUGCAUGUAGGAGCAGGCAGCGAGGUUUCUUCAUUUGUCUUCUUCAUGGAUAACAUCAUCGACAAGGAGAUUGACGUUGUGAUUUUGGAGCAAAAAGGGAUUGUGCAGAAUGCUUUAGGAAGUGAUAAAGCUGUGGCCAAGCUUUUUAACUCACUGUCUAGGGAUGUUUCUGUUGAUCGUCAGGGAGGAGGUUUGGAUAUAGUGCAGGUGAGUGUGUGUAGAUAUUGCAAGAAGCCAUGGAAUAAGUGGAGAGCUAAUCUCAUUGAAACUUACUUCAGAAAUCCAUGGGCGAUUGUGUCUCUUGCUGCUGCAAUAUUUCUGUUUGUGUUGACUAUUGUUCAGACUGUGUAUACCAUUCUUCAAUUCUAUCAACCAGACAGCUCUAGUUCAUCAUCUCCUCCUCCAGCUGGGCCAUGUCUUCCACGACGACGACCCCAACCUCAUUUUUGA